Molecule: messenger RNA, 6628 nt
Organism: Camelus dromedarius (Arabian camel)
Lineage: Eukaryota; Metazoa; Chordata; Mammalia; Artiodactyla; Camelidae
Gene: CNTNAP4
Product: contactin associated protein family member 4
Exons: 24
Coding region: 418-4344 (1308 amino acids)
Source: RefSeq, a predicted model, not a curated record
UGCGCGCGGUGGAGCUCUGAGGGCUGCUGUGAAUUUGGAGGAGGGAUGCUGCUGCCAAUUUCUGGGACCACGGCUGCGAGGAGUGGGCGUGGCUUCGGCUGUGUGGAUGCUUGUUAGAAAAGAUGCUGGGCGCUUUUCAGUGAGCAGUCAGGGCUGUGGUGUGUGUGUUUGUGUGUGUGAGAGAGGGAGAGGGAGAGAGACUGAGAGAGAGAGAGAGAGAGAUUGGGAGGGAGAGAGAGAGGGAGGGAGAGAGAGAGAGAGAGGGAGGAAGAGAGAAGGGAGGGAAGGAGAGAGAGAGAGACUGAGAGACCCAGAGGUGCUGAAGACCCAGACAGAGCUGGGAGAGGGACUGAGAGCAGGACUGGAGCGCUCGGAGAGCCACUCAAGAUCCUUUGCGGGAGCCCAAUAAAUGUGAACAUGGGGUCUAUCACCAGAGCUGUCCUCAAGACGCUACUUCUGUUAUCUACUCCAAACUGGAACAAGGUUUUAGCUGGAAAUUCCUAUAAUUGUGAUGACCCUCUGGUGUCUGCCUUGUCUCAGGCAUCCUUUAGCAGUUCAUCUGAACUCUCUAGCAGCCAUGGUCCUGGAUUUGCAAGGCUAAAUCGAAGAGAUGGAGCUGGUGGCUGGUCUCCACUUGUGUCAAACAAAUACCAGUGGUUGCAGAUUGACCUCGGAGAGAGAAUGGAGAUCACCGCUGUGGCCACUCAAGGGGGAUAUGGGAGCUCCAACUGGGUGACCAGCUACCUCCUGAUGUUCAGUGACAGUGGCAGAAACUGGAAGCAGUAUCGGCAAGAGGACAGCAUCUGGGGAUUUUCAGGAAAUGCAAAUGCAGACAGUGUUGUGUACUACAGACUCCAGCCUUCUAUCAAAGCCAGAUUUCUGCGCUUCAUCCCUUUAGAGUGGAACCCCAAGGGCAGAAUUGGAAUGCGAAUUGAGGUGUUUGGAUGCGCAUAUAGAUCAGAGGUGGUUGAUCUUGAUGGAAAAAGUUCCCUUCUCUACAGAUUUGAUCAAAAAUCCCUGAGCCCCAGAAAGGAUAUAAUUUCUUUGAAAUUUAAAACCAUGCAGAGUGAUGGGAUUCUACUCCACCGGGAAGGGCAAAGUGGAGAUCACAUCACACUGGAAUUAAGAAAAGGAAAACUCUUUUUACUUAUUAAUUCAGGUGAAGCUAAGCUGCCCUCCACACACACCCCGAUCACCCUCACCCUGGGCAGCCUGCUGGACGACCAGCACUGGCAUUCUGUGCUUGUCCAGCACUUGGGCAAACAAGUCAACUUUACGGUGGAUGAGCACAGGCAUCUUUUCCACGCCCAGGGAGAAUUCAGUUACCUGCAUCUUGAUUAUGAGAUCAGCUUUGGAGGGAUUCCAGCACCUGGAAAAUCUGUGUCAUUCCCCCAUAAAAAUUUUCAUGGCUGUUUAGAAAAUCUCUAUUUCAAUGGAGUGGAUAUCAUUGAUUUGGCCAAGCAGCAAAACCCACAGAUCAUCGUCACGGGAAAUGUGUCGUUUUCCUGUUCACAACUGCAGUCUGUGCCUGUGACUUUUCUGAGCCCCAGGAGUUACUUAGCACUGCCAGGCUCUUCCAGGAAGGACGAGGUUUCUGCCACUUUUCAAUUUCGAACCUGGAAUAAGGCAGGGCUUCUGCUGUUCUGUGAGCUUCCGCUGGUUUCAGGGGGUCUCCUCCUUUUUCUUAAUGAUGGAAAACUUAAGCUGAAUUUCUACCAUCCAGGAAAACUAUCCAGUGACAUCACAGCAGGCGCUGGAUUAAAUGAUGGGCAAUGGCAUUCCAUCUCCUUAUUUGCCAAAAGGAAUCACCUGAGUGUGGUGGUGGACGGCCAAGUGGCUUCUGCUGCUCCUUCCCUGGGCCCUGAGCAGAUUUUUUCAGGUGGCACCUAUUAUUUUGGAGGUUGUCCUGACAGCAGCUUUGGAUCCAGCUGUAAAAGUCCAUUUGGUGGAUUUCAGGGAUGUAUGAGGCUCAUUUCUAUCAGUAACAAGGUGGUAGAUUUGAUUUCAGUUCAGCAGGGGUCCCUCGGGAACUUCAGUGACCUUCAGAUAGACUCAUGCGGAAUCACAGACAGGUGUUUGCCCAACUAUUGUGAACACGGCGGCGAAUGCUCCCAGUCCUGGGACACUUUUCACUGCAACUGUGCAAACACUGGUUACACGGGAGCUACUUGCCACAACUCUAUCUAUGAGCAGUCAUGUGAAGCCUAUAAGCAUAAAGGAAAUACUUCAGGAUUUUACUAUGUAGAUGCAGAUGGAAGUGGGCCCCUGGAACCAUUUCUUCUAUAUUGCAAUAUGACUGAAACUGCGUGGACCAUCAUACAGCACAACGGCUCUGACGUUACAAGAGUCCGAAAUACCAGUCCAGAGAACCCGUACGCUGGGUUUUUCCAGUAUGUGGCCAGCAUGGAGCAACUCCAGGCCGCAAUUAACCGUGCGGAGCACUGCGAACAGGAGCUGACCUACUACUGCAAGAAGUCACGGCUUGUAAAUAAGCAAGAUGGAAGCCCUCUGAGCUGGUGGGUUGGAAGAACCAAUGAAACACAGACUUAUUGGGGAGGUUCUUUGCCUGAUCUUCAAAAAUGUACUUGUGGAUUAGACGGGAGCUGCAUUGAUUCUCAGUAUUACUGCAACUGUGAUGCUGACCGGAACGAAUGGACCAAUGACACUGGAUUCCUUUCUUAUAAAGAACAUCUGCCAGUAACAAAGAUUGUGAUUACAGACACCGGUCGACCGCAUUCAGAAGCAGCUUAUAAACUCGGGCCUCUGCUCUGCCGAGGAGACAGGUUAUUUUGGAAUUCGGCUUCCUUCAACACUGAGGCUUCAUAUCUUCAUUUUCCUACUUUCCACGGAGAACUUAGUGCAGACGUGUCUUUCUUUUUUAAGACAACAGCUUCAUCUGGGGUAUUUUUAGAGAACCUGGGCAUUACCGACUUUAUACGGAUAGAGCUACGAUCUCCUGCAGUUGUGACCUUUUCAUUUGACGUGGGGAACGGGCCUUUUGAAAUCUCCGUGCAGUCACCCUCUCACUUCAGUGACAACCAGUGGCACCACGUUAGGGUUGAGAGGAACAUGAAGGAGGCGUCCGUUCAAGUGGAUCAGCUCCCGCCGAAGACGCAGCCUGCUCCUGCUGACGGGCACGUCCUCUUGCAGCUCAACAGUCAGCUCUUCGUGGGUGGAACGGCCACCCGACAGAGGGGCUUCCUGGGAUGCAUCCGGUCUCUGCAGUUGAACGGAGUGGCCCUGGACCUGGAAGAAAGAGCCACGGUGACUCCGGGAGUGGAGCCAGGGUGUCGAGGGCACUGCAGCAGCUACGGGAAGUUGUGCCACCACGGCGGGAGGUGCAGGGAGAAGCCCCGCGGGUUCUCCUGUGACUGCACCUUGUCCGCGUACACGGGGCCCUUCUGCUCGGACGAGAUUUCUGCCUAUUUUGGAUCUGGCUCAUCUGUGAUUUACAAUUUUCAAGAAAAUUACUCCUUAAGUAGAAAUUCCAGCUCCCACGCUGCUUCGUUUCACGGCGAUACGAGGCUAAGCAGAGAGACGAUCAGGUUUAGCUUCCGCACGACGCGGACGCCAAGCUUACUGCUCUACGUGAGCUCCUUUUAUAAAGAGUACCUUUCAGUCAUCAUCGCCAAAAAUGGGAGUCUGCAGAUCAGGUACAAGCUAAACACUUAUCAAGAACCCGAUGUUGUUAACUUCGAUUUCAAAAACAUGGCGGAUGGGCAGCUUCACCACGUAAAGAUCCGCAGAGAAGAAGCAGUGGUGUUUGUGGAGAUUGACGAGAAUGCGAGGAGACAAGUCCACCUGGCAUCAGGUACAGAAUUCAGUGCGGUCAGAUCUCUUGUUCUGGGCCGGAUUCUAGAACACAGCGAUGUAGACCAGGACACGGCGCUGGCCGGCGCGCAGGGCUUCCUGGGCUGUCUCUCUGCGGUGCAGCUCAGCCACGUGGCCCCGCUGAAGGCCGCUCUGCACCCCAGCCGCCCAGCCCCUAUCACCGUCUCAGGACAUGUUACGGAGUCCAGCUGUGUGGCCCAGGCUGGCACUGAUGCCACAUCAAGGGAGAGGACACACUCCUUUGCAGAUCAUUCUGGGACAAGAGAUGACAGAGAACCCCUCACUAAUACAAUCAGAAGUGACUCUGCGGUGAUUGGAGGUCUGAUCGCUGUUGUGAUCUUUAUCUUGCUGUGCAUCGCUGCCAUCGCUGUUCGCAUUUACCAGCAGAAAAGGUUGUACCAGAGAAAUGAGGCAAAAAGGUCAGAGAAUGUGGACAGUGCUGAGGCUGUUUUGAAAAGUGAGCUUAAGAUACAAAAUACAGUCGGUGAAAAUCAGAAAGAGUACUUCUUCUGAUUGGCAGCGAUGAUUUACCUUAUAAUUCCAGCAGUCCGAUUUAAUCGCCAGGGCGCUCAACAGACAAAAAGACAUUCCUUCACUGAAUGUAUGGGCAGUGGGGUUGCAGCCCUGCCACGUUGCCAUGUCAGACUCGAGGUGGCCCGGGAGCCUCCUCCGGUGACAUACUCCCCCUAGCAGUCACUCUGUAUACCAAGGAGUGAGAUAUUGCUGCUGAUUUCUAACUGUCCUGAUACGAUCUAAAACGGAAAUUUAAUUCGCUUGAUAACUACAGCUUUUCAAUGUGAAAACUGUAGCACUGGUCUCUCAAACACGUGAUACGUAAGUUUUGUUAGAGGUAAAAAUCAAAAUUGAACUAUAAUGACCUUGCUUUAUUUGAGAACAUACGCUGUGUUUGCUUUCGUGUCCCCCUGGUGUUGUUCACAGACCUGGAAAUGCUUCUAAGAUCCCAUUUGGCUGGUGUUUGCAUCUUAAGUGGCCAAAAGUAUACAACCCCCUUUGCCUUUCUCUGUGUUGCAUUCAAUACAAUUUAUCACUAGUCUCGAAAGAUGUUUUGUUGUCACUGGUUUGUUUGUAUUGCUCUUUUUCUAUUUGACUCUUCUUAAUGAUUUUGAAAACAUUAGGUUUUGAGUGUCAGACUCCAGCUCUGACCAUAAAACUCAUAUGUGACAGCAUUAGAAAGUGCAUUGGUCAUCAGUAUAUGAUGUCUUGUCUUUGAAAUGUUUUUCUGUUUGGUUUGCUAUCAUGGCUCGGUACUGGCAGCAGUUAAGACCCCGGGUAAUGCCAGUUUCCCAAAGAAUGUGAAAUGUUUGCAACUAAACUUGUUGGUGUAAAAAACACAAUUCUGAACACUGCAAAGAAUUAUUUUUAUUUACAACUGUAAUAUCUCAAAUGAAGUAUACUUCUGAGAAUAUUUUCCCCAAACCUAUGUCAGCUUUCUUUACAGGUUUGUAAUUCUGUUUUUCUAAAGUUUAUCACCAACUUUCCUUUAAUCUCCCUUGACUAUAUUCCAUGGAGCAUCUUCUUACGGAGUAAAAAAAAGACUAAUUUGAAGUGUGGCGCUCUGUUCCCCACUCUAAACUACAUCCCCUCUUUGGGCGUUUAUUUUGCUGUGCACUCACCUCCAGGACAUACUUUUUGAAAUGUAAGCUGCAGUCACGUCCCCUUUUUGCAAAACCAGUAGUUAUUGAAGAAUGCUCAUCUUAAGGGGUAAUGACGUAUUAUAGAUCCUAUUCUAAGUCUGUCAUUCUAGUUGCUUCUCAUUUACAAUGAUGGGGUAAAUUUUUCAAAAAGUACCCAAAUCAAUGUAACUUACUAACUAGUACAUUCUGAUUAGGGGGUAGAUACAUACCAGAAGAUCAGAGAACACUGGUAAUUCAUAAAGUUAGUAACUUUAUGAACCUGUUGUGAUAGUUAUCUUUGCGGCCAUGUAAACACGAUGCUUGCAUUUGGCUAUAUUUAAAGUCCACAAACAAGUCAGUUCAAUAAUAAGCGCACUUCGGCAUUAACACUCCCGCUUUCCAGGUGUCUGCUGAGGGAAAACCGGAUUCCUUGGUUUGUCCACACCAGAACCACUUGAAAACAUGUACGUUAAACAUACUUUCUCCUUAUUUUCCCUCUUAACUCUCUUUACAAAACCUGCCUGUCUUUCCCCAAAGCGCUAUCUCCAUUUUGAUGUUUCUGUAAAUGUGAAUCUUAAGGAUAUGAGUUAACAGUAGUUUAUGAAGGACCUCUGUGGAUAAAUGGCAUUUUGUUCUUCAUUGAAAGGCUUGUGGUAGCUCUCAGAGGAUUGUACAGAGAAAUGGUAGUAGUUUCCAUUUGAUGAAAAGCUGAAUACAGACAGCGUAACAGCCCCGAAUCUUUUAGAGGUGUUCUUGUCAUUCAGCAGCAGAGUUACCCCAGUGGGAGCUGAAGGCAGACGGGUGUGUAGGUCGCACUGCGGGCCGCACUGCUGGGACCUGCAGCGCGGUGCCAUCAAAGCGUGCCGGCACGUUGUAUGCUAGGACUUUCACUCCCUGAUUUGUAAUCUGUUCCUUCUUCUUUUCUUAAUAAAAUGCAUUUUUGAAGUAAAAUGCAGAAUAUAUUUUGAAAUGUUGUAUAAAAAUUUAAAAUGAGGGAAUUAUACUGGACCUUUUUUUCUCAAAACAGUAAAAAGAUGUGUCGAUGUAUGCCUUCUUUACUGGUGUGUGUGUUUUUUUAAACCUUUUGAUACCUCCCAUGAUUAUUCUGAACUGUUAACAAAAGCUGCAUGUAUAAUGUAUUUUUCCUUUUACGUGGACUCAGA